AAACCUCUCGAAACCCAUAAAAGCCAUCGUCGGAUUUUCUCUCUGUUUUUGAUAAUUUUCUCGGCGUGAAAUUCGGAAUGGACGGCGGCGGGUCGGAGCAUCAGCGGGGCACAGUGACGUGCGGGUCGUGGAUCCGGCGGCCCGAGAAUGUGAAUUGGGUGGUGUUGGGGACCAAACACUCGAGUUCAUCUCCUUGUUCAGUUCUCACCGUCUUCUCCUUCGACCCCAUCACCAGCUCUCUCUCCUCCUCUCCUCUGGCGAGUUAUGUGUUUGAAGCGGUAAACGGUGAGCCUGUUGCGAUUGCGGUGCACCCGAGCGGAGACGACGUCGUUUGCUCAACCUCCAACGGUGGCUGCAAACUGUUUGAGUUAUACGCACAAGAUUCAAAUGUAAAGCUAUUGGCAAGAGAAUCAGUUCCCCUGCGCGGAAUUGGUCCACAGAAGUGUCUAGCUUUUAGUGUUGAUGGGUCUAAGUUGGCCACCGGCGGUGCGGAUGGGCAUAUGAGAAUUUUUGCGUGGCCAAGUCUGUCCAUAAUUUUAGAUGAGGCACACAAAUCUGUCCGCGAUAUGGAUUUCAGCUUAGACUCAGAGUUCUUAGCUUCGACAUCUACUGAUGGCUCAGCAAGAAUAUGGAAGACAGAAGAUGGUGUUCCUGUGGCUACUUUGACUCGCAACUCAGAUGAAAAGAUUGAACUCUGUCGCUUUUCUAAGGAUGGGACAAAACCCUUUCUAUUUUGCACGGUUCAGAAAGGUGAUAAAGCUUUAACUUCAGUUUGGGAUAUAAGUACAUGGAAAAAAAUUGGACAUAAAAGGCUACUCAAGAAGUCUGCAGCGGUUAUGUCUGUCAGCAAGGAUGGAAAAUAUCUGGCUUUGGGAAGCAAAGAUGGAGAUAUAUGUGUGGUUGAAGUGAAGAAAAUGGAGGUUUGCCACUGGAGUAAGAGGCUACACCUGGGAACUUACAUUGCCACUUUAGACUUCUGUCCCACUGAAAGGGUUGUGCUAACCACCUCUAGUGAAUGGGGAGCGGUGGUCACCAAGUUAAAUGUUCCUGCAGAUUGGAAAGAGUGGCAGAUCUAUUUGGUGCUUUUAGGGCUGUUUUUGGCUUCUGCCGUCGCAUUUUACAUCUUCUUUAAGAAGUCUGACAAUUUUUGGAACUUCCCUCUUGGUAAAAAUCAACCAGCAAGACCUGAGUUCGGGGCAUUUCUGAAAGAUUCGCAACCUUCAGAUGAUAGAAACAUUUGGGGUCCUGUAGACAUGUGAGAAUUUUUAUCCUACUGUGUCUACCGACCAUGCAAUUGCAAUGUAACAUCAGCAACUGAACACAAACUAACCUCUUGUGGGACACUGUUUGUUAUUUGUAGUAUUCAGAGUGUGUUAUUUGUGAACUUCUUCGUUCAAUUGUGAGGAAUUCUUGAUUA
Messenger RNA from Argentina anserina (silverweed cinquefoil), 1417 nucleotides. Its product is annotated as SEC12-like protein 1. Lineage: Eukaryota; Viridiplantae; Streptophyta; Magnoliopsida; Rosales; Rosaceae. Gene Ontology annotation, biological process: protein secretion. The transcript is spliced from 10 exons. Gene Ontology annotation, cellular component: endoplasmic reticulum membrane. Gene Ontology annotation, molecular function: protein binding; guanyl-nucleotide exchange factor activity; GTPase activator activity. The coding region runs from base 78 to 1259 and encodes 393 amino acids. The record is from RefSeq and is a predicted model, not a curated record.